This is a messenger RNA of Galendromus occidentalis (western predatory mite), 2092 nucleotides long. RefSeq names its product ras GTPase-activating protein-binding protein 2 (gene rin). NCBI's taxonomy places the organism in Eukaryota, Metazoa, Arthropoda, Arachnida, Mesostigmata, Phytoseiidae. The transcript is spliced from 4 exons. Gene Ontology annotation, cellular component: ribonucleoprotein complex; cytosol. The coding region runs from base 139 to 1671 and encodes 510 amino acids. Gene Ontology annotation, molecular function: mRNA binding. The record is from RefSeq and is a predicted model, not a curated record.
GCAGAGUCGGCUCCUUCACGGGACCAGUAUGAAUAGAGGAUGAAUCGUACCAUCGCUCUUAGUUACGUCCAGGUCCUUGCUCCCCGGUCUGAGAUUCGAGUUGAGGAAUCAUUAUUUUCUCUGAGCUAAAGACCGUGAAUGUCACGAGGUAUGAGCUAUCUGCACCGCGGGAUGGUGAUGGUAGGUGGAAACGGAAUAAGUGCGCAAGAUCCUCCUGCCAACCCAAGCGAGGCACCGGACGCGAGCAGAGUGGCCCGUGAGUUCGUGCGUCAGUAUUACACGAUACUGCACAGCUCGCCUGUACACUUGCACAGGUUCUACAACGAUGAGAGCGAGUUCAUCCAUGGUAGCAUAGACACCCCAUCGAAGUCGGUUCGAGGCCAGCAGGACAUCCACGAAGCCAUCAUGGCUUUGAACUUCCGCGACUGUUACGCUAAAAUUCACUACGUCGACGCUCAAGAGUCCGAGAAUAAAAUGGUCGUUGUCCAAGUGGCCGGUCAGCUCACCAAUCAGGGUGGGCCGAUGCGACGCUUCAUGCAGACCUUCAUCCUGGUGCAGCUGUCUGCUCGCAAGUAUUACGUGCGAAACGACAUUUUCCGCUACCAAGACCAGGUAUUCGGCGACGAGGAGGAGCUCGACGAUGCACAAGCUCUGGAAGAUCAGGCUCACGCUGCACAACCCAUUUUCAAUGGGGGAGCUGUUUCGGACCACGUGACUCUGAACGGUGAACACGGCCCGGAAAACAGUCCGGCAUCAGCUACGAAGGACGACAACCAGUGGGACAACUCUAUGGCUGCGCAAACCCCUGCCGCUCAAACGACCCAGGUCACGCCGACAAAUUCUCCGGUUUCGACUCAGACCACUGGUGCUUCUACGAUUUCGGCCGUUGCUCAGGAAACUACGAACGCUGCCCCACGCAGUUGGAGCCAGAUGGUACAGAAGACGAAGACUAGCGAUCCUGUAACGCCGCCCGCAGCCACCCAACCCUCUUUCGGACCUCCCGCGAACUCGGCGAAUACUUUCGGCGGCUCUGCACCCUCCCAAGGCUUAUCACAGCGACCGGCACACCGCGGCAACAACAACGGCCAUCGGUCGAACGGUGGGCCGACUCCGCCGAAGAAAGAUUCGCACGGUCCCCAUCCCAAAGACGACGAGACAUCCCCCAACAGCAAACAAUACGUGCCCGACAAUCUACAGUUGUUCGUCGGUAACAUUCCCCAGGACGUCGAGGAGAAGACCUUGAUCGAGGUGUUUUCCAAAUACGGUAAGGUUCAGGAAUUCCGUCUCUCAGCCUCGAAGAACAUAGGCGGCACUGCCGGAUCACGGAAAGAGACGACGAACUUCGGAUUCGUGUGCUUCGACAGCGUUGAAACAGUUCAGAAAGCUCUCGAGGAUGGUCGCAGCGGAGCAACUUGGGAGAUCGACGGCAAAACUGUGAAACUCAACCUCGAGGAAAAGAAAUCGCGUCUUCCGGGAGGGCCGAAGGGACCCCGAGGUCUGAACAACGGACAGCGAGGAGGUGAACGAAGGCCGAUGCCCAAUGGAGGAGGUGGCGGAGGUCGUCGCGAGUUCAAUGGCAGGCCGCAACGAUCGGGACCCCCGCGUCAGAACAGCUCUGGGAAUCAGAGUGGACCCGCGCCGCAACCGCAUCCACAAGCUCAACAGCAUUAAGGACUGCCGAUCGACAAUUUCAGCAACAUCGAGAGAACGACGACGAUUUGAUCUUGACGGCGACAACAACCGAUUGGUCUUCGAUUAGAAUUUCUUUAAGAGUCGUUUGAAAAGGACCGACUAGGUGGUAGUAAGUCCUUGUAGUCCAAUAGCCUUCAUCCGUCGGCGGGCAUCAACCAAGGUCGCGGAAAAGGCUCAGGGAAAUUCUUCAAAUUUCGUCAAUUUUUCCCUUUUCCUGGGAGAACUCGGAGCAACUUCGGAAGAGCACCAAAUCCAUCGGGAGGAGUUGAAGCUGACAAAGAAGGAGAAAAAAAACAGCUGCAGCAUUGAAUGGUCUCGCGCUUUCUUGUCAAAUGGGCUCGAUGUGCUUGUACAUAAUUAAUUGAAGGAGCUGAACGAAUGAAAGCAUCAGAAGUCUUGU